Molecule: messenger RNA, 303 nt
Organism: Staurois parvus
Lineage: Eukaryota; Metazoa; Chordata; Amphibia; Anura; Ranidae
Source: the annotation of a GenBank genome assembly
GCACGUCGGGCUGGGCACCGGACGGAGGCACAUCAGGCUGGACGCCGGAUCACCAGGCUUUGCAGCGGGCACCGGGCCACCAGGCGGAGCAGCGGGCACCGGGCCACCAGGUAUGACAGCGGGCACUGGGUCAUCAGGCAUAUGAUCGUCUGGCUUGACAGCGGGCAUCGAGUCACCAGGCAUGACAGCGGGCACUGGGUCAUCAGGCAUUGGAUCGUCUGGCAAGACCGCGGGCACCGAGUCAUCUGGCAAGACCGCGGGCACCGAGUCAUCUGGCAAGACCGCGGGCACCGAGUCAUCUGG